AUGGAAGAGUUUGGGUUUGGGGCUAGGUGGAGAGGUUGGAUCAAAGAAUGCUUAGUAUCUACCAGAGUCCGAAGGUCUGAAUAUGCUACGCAAAGGGCUAGAUCAUUGGGUCUAUUAAGAGGAGUUGUGGUGGGUCAUGAUGAAGUUAAGCUUUCACAUCUUCAAUUUGCUGAAGAUGCAAUAAGUUUUUGUGAAGCUAAUAUGGAGGAAAUCAUGGCAGUUAAAAGAAUUUUGAGGUGUUUUGAAUUAGUUUCAGGUUUGAAGAUUACCUUCCAUGAGAGCUUCAUGUGUGGUAUUAGUGUGUCAGAGAAUGAGGUGGAGGAGUUUGCAUCCAGACUUCAUUGUAGAUGUCAGAAGCUUCCAUUGACUUAUCUUGGAUUGCCUUUGGGAGCUAGUCCUAGGUUAAAGAAAACAUGGAAGCCUGUCCUUGAUAAGUGUAAAGCCAGAUUAGCUUCUUAG
Camellia sinensis is the source of this 459-nucleotide messenger RNA. NCBI's taxonomy places the organism in Eukaryota, Viridiplantae, Streptophyta, Magnoliopsida, Ericales, Theaceae. The record is from RefSeq and is a predicted model, not a curated record.